Messenger RNA from Anoplophora glabripennis (Asian longhorned beetle), 1658 nucleotides. Its product is annotated as SPRY domain-containing SOCS box protein 3. Gene Ontology annotation, molecular function: protein binding. Gene Ontology annotation, cellular component: SCF ubiquitin ligase complex. Gene Ontology annotation, biological process: proteasome-mediated ubiquitin-dependent protein catabolic process. The record is from RefSeq and is a predicted model, not a curated record. Lineage: Eukaryota; Metazoa; Arthropoda; Insecta; Coleoptera; Cerambycidae. The transcript is spliced from 4 exons. Bases 224 to 1432 code for a protein of 402 amino acids.
AUUUUUGACAGGUUUUGGUGAUUGAAGGAGCUUUUUAAUCGUAAGUGACGUCAAAUCAAAGAAAAAUAAACUGAUGAACUGUAAACAUUUAAGUUUAUGAGGUAAAGUUCGGUGGUCGGUAGUUUAAUAAGUAAGAGUUUAAUAUGUUGUGAAUUCCACGUAAAGUUUUCAAAGUUUCAACAAAGUAAGAAAUACUUUAUGAGUGAGUGCGUGGUGUUACAAGAUGUACUUCUUUAUAAGCUCAACUUCGCAGUCAGCGAAAGAAAUAAACAUGAAGUAUAUGAACUCGUUUUGUUCGCAAAGCUGUGUUAAAGGCAUCAUUGAUGGAAAGUUACAGUGCACUUGCGGCGAGGAUAUCGGAAUUUUCAAUUGGACUUGGUCAAAAGCCAAUAGUUCCUCUAAUACGCGGAUAACUAACAAUAAUAAGGAUAUUUUAUUUCACCCCUUGUACAGUUCAGGAACAGCUGCGGUGAGGGGUGACAUGCUUUUUCAGCCUAAUCUUCAUUAUUAUUGGGAAAUUAAGAUGAUUUCUAACUUGUAUGGGACUGAUGUGAUGGUAGGUGUUGGCACUUCAAAAAUUGUAUUAUCGGACUGGAAAUUUAGAUUCUGCAGCAUGCUAGGAAUAGACUCGCAGUCUUGGGGUUAUUCGUACCACGGUAAUAUCCAGCAUAACCAGUUAGUAAGAAAGUACGCCUCGCAGUUUGGACUAGGGAGUAUAGUGGGGGUGCAUUUGGAUAUGUGCAAUGGAACUUUGGAGUAUUAUGUUAAUAGGAAGCCUAUGGGAAUCGCUUUCAAAGGCUUAAAGGGACGGGAAUUAUACCCCAUGGUGAGCUCGACGGCGGCACAAUCGGCAGUGAGGAUUACUUGUGCGGUUUCCGAAGAACCCACCCUACAAAUGCGUUGUCUGGAGUUUAUUUCGAAGCAUCCCACCUUAUAUAAGAGGUACAAAGAAAUACCGGGGCUUAUCCGCUUGUACGAAAGGAAAUACUUUUGGAUCUUACCCACGAAUGAGCAAGACGAGAAAAAACGCAUCUCCGAAAUGGAAGAGAUGUGCCCGAUGAACUACAAGAACUUCCUGAAACGAAACAAGAAGCUGCGCGCUAUCCGCUGGAUCCCGCCAGAGAUCCUCCACGUACGCGAAGAAGGAGAACCCGUUCAGUCCGAUUCCGACUUAGAAACGAUGUCGACGGAGGAGAGUAGCAUUCUCACGACUUCUCCAGAGAAUAGCAGUUCGAGUUCCGGUACGGUACAAGGCCUCGCCCCGUCUACGUCAAAGCAGGGCUGUGAUGAAUCCCGGACUAAGAUCCGCAGGACCGACUCCUUCGGGAGCCACGCUGACUGUUCCUUACACGACGGCAAGAAAUUUUGCGCGAAAUGCAAAUUUCGCAUGCAGAUCGAGGACGAGAACAUGAGCGACUCUUCCGGUUCUUAAACUACCGUUCUUUGUUUUACGAAACGCGCUCGGCGAAGUCUCGGAUUAUGCUAAACGGAACACUGUUGGAUAAUUUUAGGUAGAAAAAGACGUUUACAUAUUUUUUAUACAAUUUCAGAUAAAUUACGUGUGUUAGUUGUAUCAAUAUUUAAUUAGUUGUAGAGUUUACAUAUCGACGCUCGCGGUUCUAUUUUUCGCUGAUAUUAAAGAGACUGAAGGAAGUAAA